Molecule: messenger RNA, 2943 nt
Organism: Ruditapes philippinarum (Manila clam)
Lineage: Eukaryota; Metazoa; Mollusca; Bivalvia; Venerida; Veneridae
Product: kelch-like protein 2
Exons: 2
Coding region: 263-2341 (692 amino acids)
Molecular function (GO): protein binding
Source: RefSeq, a predicted model, not a curated record
UGCCGAGUAAUUUACUUCCGGGUUGAAAUAUCUUAUUAACAUAAUUGUAAACAAAAUGAAGUAAGUUUGGUCACCACAUUUUAAGAUGGAGAGAUUUGACAUGCACUGCCUCUAGAUAGUUUUGCACAUCAUUCAUAGACUUACGAACUUACCGAAAGAAAAGAUCAAAAGAGUGAUAUAGAAAGUUAGCCAAAAAUAAGAGGCUAUAUCAGGCACACAGAAUUUGGAAGACAAAAAUGAAUUUACUUGAGUCUACUCUACAAUGUCUCAAUACGUGAAGGCAGAAAAAAAGUUGUUUAAUAAAAAUGUGCAAGAUUACAUAAUAAAACCUUUGAUUAAACAGAGAGAAACUGGAGAACUUUGUGAUGUUGAAAUAAAUUUAAACGGUCGUCUGUUUUAUGCUCAUCGUGCAAUACUUUCAUUAUGGAGCCCUUAUUUUCUAUCAAUGUUCACAUGCGACAUGAAAGAAAAGCUGACAAAUGUGUUAGAUUUAUCAGAAUCCCUAAUGAUUGAGAAUGAUAAUGUAUUUGAUCAGAUAUUAAACUAUAUGUACACUGGAGUAAUUCAGUUGACCAUCUCAAAUGUAGAAGAUAUAGUGCGUGUUUCAGAUUUUCUUUUGAUGGAUGAUGUCAAAGAAUACUGCAGUCAGUUUUAUCUUGAACUUGGAAAUCUUGACUUAACCAAUUGUUUGCGAAUAAAGUACCUCACAGAAAAUCACAAUCUACCAUUAGUGGCAAGUGCUUGCCAGUCAAUGAUUGAAUCUCGUUUCCAUGACCACUUGAUUCACCAAGAUGAGAUCAUUGAGUUACCAAGUUUGUGUCUGUUUAAACUGUUAGAAGAUCCAAAUGUUGUAAAACACACUAAAUAUAAUCAGUUAAAAAAGUUGGUACAAAGGUGGAUUGCAGCUGAUACUGAUUCACGACAGAAAUAUCAAACUGACCUGAGCAGAUGUAUCAAAUUGUGGGUUUGUGAGCAUAUUUGUGAUGUUCCUUCUGGAAUACAUUCCAGCUGCUCAGCAAGUGUUAUAUUACAAUCUUCUUCCAUGAAUACCAGGUGCAAUAAUGACUUCAUGUCCGCUAGUUUUGCCUGCAUUGAAAAUCAGGAAACACUGUCAACCAGACCAAAAACUUGCAGAGUCCCAGAAAAAUUCCCUGUAUUAUAUGCAGUAAUUUGCAACCAAGGUAUGAAAUUCUUAAAAUUCAUGGUGUACAAUAUAACACAUCAAAAGUGGCUACAUUUUCCUCUGGCUAGUGAGAAGAUAGUACAAAUACUUCCUGCACGGCAGACCAUUGGUAACAUGAUCUCGCAUAAAAAUAAUCUGUACAUGUACCUUUGCUCAUCAUUCCCAUACCCAACAGAUAUGAUGAAAAUCAACAUCCUGGUUGUAGAUGUUGUUAAAUUUCAUGCCUCUUUGUAUAGCUUUCGAACAGUUGACUUUUACAACCCAUGUUAUCGCACCACAUUGACAAACUGCCGAACAGUCCCGCCAGCAAUGGUAUAUUGUAAUCAGAAUAUAUAUAUUAUUGGAAAUAAAGAGGGCACUGGACACUUGUUUCUUUGCAACUUGCAUACACAGCAAUACAAGUGUUAUCAGAUUCCGGGCACACGUUUCAUAAGUCUAGCUAGAGCUACUGUUAAAGAUGAUAGGUUCAUUUUUCUCUGGUUUAGAUUUCGAACAGGACCCUCAGAAGAGUUUUGCAUUAAGAAAUCUGUAGGUUUUGCCAUGUUUGAUGUCAAGUCCAAGAUAUUUAACACUUUGGACAUUGCUCCACCAGAUAUUUCUUACGAUGACUUUUGCACCCCAUACACUCUUUGCUGCAGGGACAAUACUGUCUUGAUAUAUUAUCCAGGAAAACCAACUCUCGUGUUAGAUGAAAUCAGAUGCAAGUGGAUAACAUCCCUUCGUAGACUACCAUCACCAGUCCACAUGACCAAACUCAACUCUGAAUCUAUAGAAGUGGAUUUUUCAAGAUUUCAGCUCCAAACUGCAACAGAAAAUAGUAUUUUCAUUCUUAAUAAUGAUGCCCCAUACACCACCUCUAUGUAUGAGGUGACCGAGUCAUUGCCACAAGCCGUGUGUCACACUCCACCACCUAUUGACAACAUCUCCAUGGUUACCAGUGGUAACAUGGCAACCAAUGUACUCAAUGACCUCCAACUGUUUGACAGAUAUGAUGAUAUGUAUGCAAGUACCCUGCAUGUGGCUUUGAGAGUGUCUGACCCGGAAACAGAGGAUAGUGGAGGAACCUCAAACUCUGAACGGGACUCGGACAAUGAUUAUGAAUAUGAUGAGGAUAUUUAUGACUAUGACUACGACUUAGAGGCGGAGUUUGCAUUUUAAGAGCUUGCUUUACAAUUUGUCCCUACUUCAGUCAUUAUUGACAUGAUGAAUUCUUAGAGAGUUGAUGUAAAUUUAGCAUAGAUAAAUUGCAGGUAUAUUUAUGUGCUUGAGAUUUAAGAUGAGACAGAGAGUAGGUUUUGAUGUAAAAGUAGACUAGACUACCAUUCUAAAUGGUUAUCAAUGUAAAGUGUAUAAUGUAUAAAGUAAUUUAUUUUUAUAGAUUAUUUCUGAAAUAGUAAAAUGGCAUUUAAAACAAUAUGGUACAUUAAAAAAAUAGGGAGCACUAGUUUUCUUCUUACACAGGUGUUUUUAUCAAGUCAGUCUCACGUUUUGGUUAAGUUUUUUGUACCAUUAAAUGUUUUUACAGAACCUGGCCAGUGUUGUGGCAGUGUUUUUGAUUUAUAUGAAAAAUUUAUUUCUAAAUGUAUGAUACAUUGUGCAUCUUGAAAAUGUUUUUACUAAAGAACUACCUCCAUCAUCAGUUUAUGAAAAGUUUACAAGGGCAUGGCACCCUUAAUUAGUUUGUAAAGCUAAUAUACUAGAUUGUAAGUUUAUGAGUUUUUUUUUUCAGUGUAACUUGAGGGUUCCAAGAAGUAAAUCAA